AUGAAAACUGAUGUGGAAGACUACGUGAGGAGCUGUGCCACCGGCACCACCAUGAAAUCCAGACCAGGGAAGCCCCUUGGACUUUUUCAGAUUGUAGCCGAACCUACCAAGCCUUGGGAGGAGAUUGCGAUGGACUUCAUAGUUGAGCUCCCUGACAGAUGUGGUUUUUCUGCAGGGGGGGGACGCCUGUCAGCCGUGGAAGCCAUAUUAGGCCAGAAGCUUCAAUGCUACCAUCUCCUCGGAAUGAUACCCAAGAACUACCAGCAGUUCAGAGCGUUGGUGUUUGCAGUCAGAGAGGUCAACAAGGAUCUGCUUCUCCUCCCCAACAUCACUCUUGGCUUCCACAUCUAUAGCAAUUCUCAGUCUGAGGUGGAGAUUUGCUCAAACAGCCUCUCCCUGCUCUCCACCCGGGGCCAAAUGGUUCCAGGGCCCCACACUGGGGAUGUCUCAGAAUUCAGCCGUUUCCUUCUGUCUUUAGAUCCCUUGAAGCCACAAGGGGACCUCUUUCUCCUGCACUGUUGGGAAAAGUUGUUUGGCUGCAUGAUGGACAAACCAGGAAGGAUCCUUCCAAAGAGGCUUCUUCCCUAUCUGAGGAACGUCAAGUUCAACAACAGUGCUGGAGAGGAAGUCUCCUUCUCAGAAAGUGGAUUGGUUUCUUCUCGUUACGAUCUUCUCAACUGGCUUUUCCUCCCCAAUCAAUCUUUUGUCACCACCAAAGUUGGACAAAUAGAUUCCACGGCUUCCCCAGGACAAGAUUUCCCCAUUAACUCCAAUGACAUCAUCUGGGCCACAAAGAAGGUGCCCUUUGCCAGGUGUGGCAUGAGGAGGUGCCAUGCAGGAGAGAGGAAGAGCGUUCCAGAAGGCAAGGAAGUUUGCUGCUAUCAGUGUGACCCUUGUCCAGAAGGGACCAUUUCUAAUCAGACAGAUGCAGCUCUCUGUGAUCCUUGCCCAGAAGACCAAUAUCCCAACAAGAACAAGAACCACUGCAUUGCCAAGAAGAUUCACUUCCUUUCCUAUCAAGACCCCCUGGGAUACUCAUUAACAUCUCUCACUCUUUUUCUCUCUGUGACCACAUCUGCAGUUCUGGUGAUUUUCCUUAAGCAUCACAAUACACCAAUUGUCAAGGCCAACAACCGAGAUCUCACCUACAUCCUCCUGGUCUCCCUCCUGCUCUGCUUCCUCUGUUCCUUUCUUUUCAUUGGUCAACCAGGGAAGCUCACCUGUCUUUUUCGACAAUCUGCCUUUGCCAUUCUCUUUUCCCUUGCAGUUUCCUCUGUCUUGGCAAAAACUGUCAUGGUGGUUCUGGCCUUCAUGGCCACCAAGCCAGGGAACAAGUCAAGGAAACUCUUAGGAAAGCCACUGACCAACUCCAUUGUCUCAGCCUGUCCCCUGGUCCAAGCACUUCUUUGUGCCACAUGGCUGGUAACCUCUUCCCCAUUUCCCAACAUGGACUUCCAUUCCUUGGUAGGAGAGGUCAUCUUGGAAUGUAAUGAAGGCUCAGCUUUGAUGUUUUAUGCUGUCCUGGCCUAUCUGGGUUUCCUGGCCCUUGUCAGUUUCACGGUGGCAUUUCUAGCUAGGAAAUUGCCAGACAGCUUUAAUGAAGCCAAGUUCAUUACUUUCAGCAUGCUGGUCUUUUGCAGUGUUUGGAUCUCAUUCCUCCCCACCUACCUGAGCACCAAAGGGAAGUCCAUGGUGGCCGUGGAGAUCUUCUCCAUCUUGGCCUCUGGGGCUGGUCUCUUGGCUUGCAUCUUUUUCCCCAAAUGCUACAUUAUUUUAUUUAGGCCCAAUCUGAAUUGUAGAGAGAAUAUAAUGAGGCACAAGAAUCUUUGA
Pantherophis guttatus is the source of this 1830-nucleotide messenger RNA. NCBI's taxonomy places the organism in Eukaryota, Metazoa, Chordata, Lepidosauria, Squamata, Colubridae. The record is from RefSeq and is a predicted model, not a curated record.